Messenger RNA from Cucurbita pepo subsp. pepo (vegetable marrow), 3960 nucleotides. RefSeq names its product nonsense-mediated mRNA decay factor SMG7. NCBI's taxonomy places the organism in Eukaryota, Viridiplantae, Streptophyta, Magnoliopsida, Cucurbitales, Cucurbitaceae. Gene Ontology annotation, biological process: nuclear-transcribed mRNA catabolic process, nonsense-mediated decay. Gene Ontology annotation, molecular function: protein binding; telomerase RNA binding; telomeric repeat DNA binding. Gene Ontology annotation, cellular component: telomerase holoenzyme complex. The record is from RefSeq and is a predicted model, not a curated record.
GAGAGAAUGAAAACACACAGAGAAAAGGGAAAGAAGGAAAAUUGGUAAAAUCCCCAAAAACCAAAACCAAAACCAAAUCUCAUCCUCUUCAAACCAACCCCCUUUCUCCUCCUCUCUUCCAAUCCUAAAUCCUCCAUUCGCUUCUUCUUCCUCCUGGAUCCGAUCGCGCCCCUCAGGUAUCUGUGGUUUGAAGAAUUUGGAUAUGAUUGAUGGAAGAUAAACAUACAGAUGGCUAAAAUGUCUGCUUCUGCUUCUUCAUCGUGGGAGCGUGCUCAACGCCUUUAUGAAAAAAAUAUUGAGCUGGAGAAUCGACGUAGAAGGUCCGCUCAGGCUCGAAUUCCUUCCGAUCCCAAUGCAUGGCAACAAAUACGUGAAAAUUACGAAGCAAUAAUCCUUGAGGAUUAUGCCUUUUCUGAACAGCACAAUAUUGAAUAUGCUCUUUGGCAAUUGCAUUACAAGCGAAUUGAGGAGUUGAGGGCACAUUUCAGUGCUGCUUUAACUUCUGCUGGUUCUAACAAUUCUCAAGCCGUGCCUACAAGGCCUGACAGAGUUUCUAAGAUAAGAUUGCAGUUCAAAACAUUUCUUUCUGAAGCUACUGGAUUUUACCAUGAUUUAAUAUUGAAAAUCAGAGCAAAAUAUGGGCUCCCUUUGGGUUCUUUCUUGGAGGAUGCAGACAACCGUAUGGCUACAGAUAAAGAUGGAAAGAAGUUUGCUGACAUGAAGAAAGGUCUCAUUUCUUGUCAUCGUUGUUUGAUAUACUUGGGUGAUCUUGCACGCUACAAAGGCUUAUAUGGGGAAGGCGAUUCCAAAAAUCGGGAGUAUACUGCAGCUUCAAGUUACUACCUGCAAGCUGCUUCACUUUGGCCAUCGAGUGGCAAUCCUCAUCAUCAGCUUGCUAUAUUAGCAUCAUACUCAGGAGAUGAGUUGGUUGCUGUUUAUCGAUAUUUCCGUAGCCUGGCCGUUGAUUCUCCAUUUUCUACUGCCAGAGAUAAUUUGAUUGUUGCAUUUGAGAAGAACCGUCAGAGCCAUUCUCAGCUGUUAGGGACUGCUAAAACUUCUGUGGUGAAGGAAUCACCUAUUCGUUUUAGUGGAAAAGGGCGGAAGGGAGAAGUAAAGCUUGCAACUAAAGAUUCUAGUACUGAACCCCCUAAGGAGAGUGCGUUAUCUCCACAGGAUCCAUUUAAAUCCUUUUGCAUUAGACUUGUUCGUUUAAAUGGAAUACUUUUCACACGCACAAGCCUAGAGACAUUUACGGAAGUUCUCUCAUUGGUUAAUAGUAGUUUCUCCGAACUUUUGUCUUCUGGGCCUGAAGAGGUACUGCUUUUUGGAACGGAUGCUGCUGAGAACAGUCUCAUCAUAGUUAGAAUUGUUGCAAUUCUUAUAUUCACGGUUCACAAUGUGAAUAAAGAAACUGAAGGUCAGACAUACUCAGAAAUUGUACAACGGGCUGUUUUGAUACAGAAUGCACAUAUUGCAGUUUUUGAGUUGAUGGGUUCUAUUCUAGAUAGAUGCUCCCAGUUGCGUGAUCCUUUGUCAAGUUUUUUUCUGCCUGGCCUUCUAGUUCUUGUUGAAUGGUUGGCAUGUUGCCCUGAAAUUGCAGCAGGUAGUGAAGUGGAUGAUAAACAGGCGACUGCUAGAUCAAAAUUUUGGAACCAUUGCAUCUCUUUCUUCAACAAGCUUUUGUCAAGUGGUUCUGUGUGUUUAGACGAUGAUGAGGAUGAAACUUGCUUUUUUAACCUCAGUAAAUAUGAAGAGGGUGAAACUGAAAAUCGGCUUGCAUUAUGGGAGGAUAUUGAAUUAAGGGGAUUCUUGCCACUUCUUCCUGCGCAGACAAUAUUGGAUUUUUCAAGGAAGCAUUCUGGAAGCGACAGCAACAAAGAGAAGGUUGCUCGCAUUAGAAGGAUUCUGGCUGCAGGGAAGGCUUUAGCAAAUGUAGUCAAGAUUGAUCAAGAACCAAUAUUUUACAAUUCAAAGGUGAAAAGGUUUUGCACUGGUGUCGAACCUCAAGAGCCAAAUGAUUUUGUCAUUCCAUCGUCUUCUAGCAUGGUUCCUGGUCCAGGGAAUGCUAUGCAAGAAACUCUAGUAGAGAAAACAAACAAUUUGGCAGCUGGUAAGGCAAGUUCGCAGCUAGUUUUGGAAGGGGAAGAGGAGGAUGAAGUAAUUGUCUUCAAGCCUCUAGUUGCUGAGAAGCGAAUUGAAAUGGCUGAUUCACUGCAGUCGGGUUAUGAGGGUUUGCAACUUGGAAAGAGUUCUUCUGGAGGUGAUCUGAGAUCCUAUGGUGGCGUGAAAAUCUCUUCCGAUGAUGUUUACCAGUCAAAUGGUUUUGAGUCAAGUUAUCAAGCACCUGUUACUGCUGCUAAUAUUAACACUCUCCAUUGGCAAACAAUUCAGGCAAAUGCUUCUCAAUGGCCACAAGAACAGAAAACUGGUCUUGUUGACAGCUUACAAAGUUUGAGGUUAUUUGAAAAUGGGCAUGGGAUGAAAUCUGAUCUUCAGAAUGGUAUAAGCAUGUUUAAUCCUGCAGCUCACUCGAUGCCUAUCAAUCAAGCUUUCAGCGUAAAUAACGAUGUUUUUUACGGUGACAAAAAGCCCAUAGGAGCUCUUGUACAAUCUAGGAAUGAUGUCCCUGCCUCGUUUGGAGGCCUUAUUGACCCAAUGACUACGAGUGUAUUUUCUAGUCUUCAAUUAGGGUUGAGAAAAAACCCAGUUGGUCGACCGGUUAGGCAUCUUGGCCCUCCUCCUGGAUUCAACCAUGUUCCAACGAAGCACGCUAAUGAAUCCCUUCCUGGGUCAGAGUUUAGAAGCGAGAAUCAGAUCAUGGAUGAUUAUAGCUGGUUGGAUGGACAUCAGCUGCCCUCUUCUACAAAAGGCUCUGCUAAUGCCGUGCAUCUCACAUCUCAUAUGAACGCUCAGCAAAUCGGUGGCAGUAAUGUGUUGAGUGGGACAAUCAACUUUCCUUUUCCUGGAAAACAGGUUCCGAAUGUGCAGUCCCCAAUAGGAAAACAGAACGGCUGGCCUGACUUUCAGGUGCUUGAGCAACUAAAACAACACAAUGAACAACAUCUCCAACCACAUCAACAGCUUGUGAAUGGUGGUAGCCAACUCUUUACUUCUCUGCCUGAGCAAUAUCCAGGGCAGUCUAUAUGGACAGGUCGUUACUUCAUGUGAUGUCGUAUGAGAGUAUAGAUGGUCCUCGGGAAUGAUAAUGGUGAUUGUACCGCAUCCUGGUGCGAAAUUGAACUCCACCUUAGCUGCUUGUUGAAAAAUUUAUCGGAGCAUUUCUGGCCUUGGAUUUAAGCAGGCACUUGCUACCAUACAGCAAAUUGGCCGAGCUCUCCAGCAAAAGGAGGAAGAGAAAAUUGAAAACGUUGUUCGAAGAGCUGUUCGUAUGGGAAGUAAAUGCCUUGUCACGUUGUUCGAUGAGUGUUCUUAAGUUGAUCGGGUUUUGGGGGAUUGGUGGGAUAAGAUGGUGUACUCAGUAAUAAGGUACUUACUUAACUGUGGAGUCUAGCUGUGAGAAAUGGUUUUAGUAUGAUCAUCCAAAGGCAGGUGACAUAAUAAUAUUGUGCUGCUUGGCCACUUGUGCCUGUUCUGAAGACUACAUACACUCUUUGAUCUGUGCCUCUGAUGAUGAUGAUGAUGGUGGUGGUGGUGGUGGUGGGUUUCAAAAUCAUCAUCAUAUGUUUGGUUUGGUUUGGUUUGGAUGAUAUUAAUCAUCACCCUAUCAGUUGUGAAAGGGCGGUUGGUUAUUAUGCUGUGCACUGUUUUGUUAAGAGUGGGGAGCUGGAUGGAGUCUUUAGGAAUUUUCUAAGUCUUGAAUUGAAUGUUGUCGAGGUCGAGGUCGAGGUCGAGUCGGGCUUUCUUCUUCUUCUAGUAUGGAAAUAAUUUGUGAAAUGUAUGCGUCGGACGUGUUUGCUUGUACUGUACUUUUCUGGUUUAUCCAAACACCUUUUGUCUCCA